Messenger RNA from Rotaria sp. Silwood2, 4008 nucleotides. NCBI's taxonomy places the organism in Eukaryota, Metazoa, Rotifera, Eurotatoria, Philodinida, Philodinidae. The record is from the annotation of a GenBank genome assembly.
AUGGAAAAGUUCACGGAUGGAAUACCAAAUAUUUUUAUCAUUAUUCAUUAUGCCGGGAAAGUGAGAUAUUCAGCUGAUCAAUGGUUAAUGAAAAACAUGGAUCCAUUAAAUGAUAGUGUUGUUGGACUUUUACAAAGAGCAGAUGAUCGAUUUAUACAAGAAAUUUGGAAAGAUACAAUUAUUUGGAGACAGAGAUCGAAUCUUAUUCUUCCUAAUACAGUUAUAAUGCUUAAUUUGCAUGAUUAUGAACUUCUCUGUCCAAAUGUUAUUCCAAAAGGAUUUAUGGAUGGUAAAGCUGCAUCACAAAAAAUGAUCAAAGAACUUGAACUUGAUGAUAAUCUUUAUCGAAUUGGUCUUACAAAAAUCUUCUUUCGUUCAGGUGUACUUGGUCAUUUAGAAGAAGAACGUGAUCUUAAAUUAACUGAUAUAAUAACACAACUUCAAGCAUUAUGUCGUGGUGUACUUGCUCGAAAAAAUUAUCAACGACGUAUUCAACAAUUAAAUGCUAUUCGUGUUAUUCAACGUAAUGGUCGUGCAUUAAUGAAAAUUCGCAAUUGGAAAUGGUGGCGUUUAUUUACAAAAAUAAAACCUUUAUUACAAGUAACAAGACAAGAUGAAGAAUUAACACAAAAACAAGAAGAAAUACGUCGAAUGAAAACUGAAAUGGAAUCACGUACAUUACAAAUACAAGAAACUGAACAACAAUUACAAAUGGUUCAACAAGAACGAACUGUUAUUAAUGAACGUCUUAUACAUUUAACUGAAGCUUUAGUUGAAUCGGAUGAAAAUUUACGACGAGUACAAACACGUAAAAUGGAACUUGAAAAUAUGGUACAAGAAAUAGAACAACGUUUAGAAGAAGAAAUGGAACGAAGUAAUGGAUGGACAAACGAAAGAAAACAAUUAGAACAAAAAUUACAAGAUAUAACUGAACAACUUGAAGAAGAAGAACAUGGUCGACAAAAAUUACAAAUUGAACGUGUACAAUUUGAAGGAAAAAUUAAAAAUUUUGAAGAUAUUGUUGCUAGUCAACAAAAUGAACUUAGCAAAUUACAAAAAGAACGUAAAUUUCUUGAAGAUAAACUUCAAGAAGUUGUUCAUCAACAACAAGAUGAAGGCGAAAAAUUAAAAAAUCUUCUUCGACUUAAAACAAAACAAGAAAGUCAAUGUGCUGAUCUUGAAGAACGAUUAAAACGUGAAAUUGAACUUCGUCAAAAAUUAGAACGUGAAAUACGUCGUCUUGAAGGUGAAGUCCAAGAACUUCGUGAACAAUUACAAGAUCGUAUGCAACAAAUACACGAUUUACAAGUACAUUUAGCACGACGUGAAGAAGAAUUAACACAAGCUGUGACAAAUAUUGAAACAGAAGCAGCAACAAAAGUAACAUUUCAACGUCAAAUACGUGAAUUUCAAACAAGUAUACAAGAUUUACAAGAUGAUAUGGAAAGUGAAAAAGAAUCACGUAAACGUUUAGAACGUGAAAAACGUGAAUUAAUGGAAGAAAAUGAAUCAUUACGUAAUGAAUUACUUGAUCGUAAAGAUAUCAAUCAAGUUAUGCUUGAACGUGAAAAAAAACGUGAAGAAGAAGUUUUAACAUUAAAACGUUCAUUAGAACAAGUACAUGAAGAACGUGAAUCAAUUAUAGGUGAAUUACGUUUAAAAUAUACAAAACAAAUUGAAGAUUUAACAAGUCAAUUUGAAAAUACAAAAAAACAAUUUCAAACAUUAAUUAAAGAUCGUCAACAACAACAAACUGAUAUAAAUGAACGUGAUAAUGAAAUUAAAAAUUUAAAUAUACAAAAACAAGAUAUUGAACGUAAACGUCGACAAUUAGAAACUUAUGUACAAGAACUUCAACAUAAAUAUAAUGAUAGUGAACGUUUAAAAACUGAAAAUAUUGAUAAAUUACAACGUUAUCAACAAGAUAUUGAAUCAAUAAAUGCAGCAUUUAUUGAAACGGAACAACGUGCACAAAAUCAUGAACGUACAAUAACUAUGUUAAGACAAGAUAUACAAGAAUUACAAGAAAAUCUUCAAGAAGAAAAUCGUCAAAAAAUGAAUGUAUUAACUAAACUUCGUCAAACAGAAGAUUUACUUAAUGAAUUAAAAGAUCAAUUAGAUGAUAAAGAAGAAGAACGUCAUAAAACUGAUGGUAAACUUCAACAAUUAACACAACAAAAUACUGAAUUACGUCGACAAGCUGAACAAGUUAAUGUUGAACAAAUGGAAGAAUUACGUCGACAACUUCAACGUGAAAAAGAAACAAUAUUAAAACAAUUAGAUGAUGAAAAAUUAAUAAAUACAAAAAUAACAAAAUCAAAUCAAAAAUUUUCUAAUGAUAUUGCUGAUAUAACUGUUGAAUUAGAACGUUAUCGUACAAUUGUACAAAAUGUUGAAAAACAACAACGUUCAUUUGAUAAACGUAUACAGGAUGAAAAAAUUUUACAAGAUAAAUUACGACAAGAACGUGAUCAAAAUGAACGUGAAAUACGUGAAAAAGAAACACAACGUUUAAAUUUAUUAAGAGAUUUAGAAGAACGAAAUUUAGCAUAUGAUGAUUUAGAAAAACGUUUUAGACAAUUACGUACUGAACUUGAUGAUAUGCUUUCAACUAAAGAUGAUAUUGGAAAAAAUAUUCAUGAAUUAGAAAGAAUUAAACGAGCACUUGAGGCAACUGUUGAUGAGCAAAAACAACAAAUUAUUGAACUUGAAGAUGAAUUACAAACAGCUGAAGAUGCACGUUUACGUUGUGAAGUCAAUAUAGGUGCACUUAAACAACAAAUGGAAAAACAUGCACAUGAAAAUAACGAACAAAUUGAAGAUCGUAUGCGUUCAUUAAAUAAACAAUUAAAAGAAUAUGAAUUAGAACUUGAUGAAGAAAGAAAAUCGAAACAACAAAUUCUUCAACAACGUAAAAAAAUUGAAAUUGAUCUUCAAGAUUCACGUCAACAAAUUGACGAAGCUAAUAAACAAAAAGAAGAAGCAUUACGUAAUACACGUCGAUUACAAACUCAAAUUCGUGAAGUAACACGUGAAAUGGAAGAAAUUAAAGUCAUACGUAAUGAAUCUUUGAUGAAUGCUAAAGAAUGGCAAACAAAAAUAAAAACUCUCGAACAAAGUCUUCAACAAUUAAUGGAUGAAAAAGAUCUUGUUGAUCGACAACGUCGUCAAGCACAAUUAGAACGUGAUGAACUUCAACAAGAAUUAGCUGCUAUUGGUAGUGGAAAAGGUGCAUUUAUUGAUGAAAAACGUCGACUUGAAGCACGUAUAGCACAAUUAGAAGAAGAAUUAGAAGAAGAACAAACAAAUACAGAAAUAAUUGGUGAUAAACAUAAAAAAUUAGCAAUAACUGUUGAGCAACUUAUGCUUGAUCUUGCUGCUGAAAAAGCUAAUAAUCAAAAAGCUGAAGCUGUACGUGGUAAUCUUGAACGACAAAAUCGAGAUUUACGUGAAAAACUUGAAGAAAGUGAAGAAUUUGGCAAAGGAAAAUCAAGAGCCAUGCUUGGAGCACUUGAAGCCAAAGUUCAUGCACUUGAAGAACAACUCGAUGGUGAAGUUCGAGAAAAACAAAAAAUUAGUCGAACUGUUCGUACACUUGAAAAACGUCUUCGUGACGCUGCUGCUCUUGCUGAUGAAUCUCGAAAACAAGCAGAUGGUUAUAAAGAACAAGCCGAAAAAGGAAGUGUGCGUGUACGCAAUAUGAAACGAAGAGAAGAAGAAUUAGAAGAAGAAGUAACACAAAUGAAACAACGUUUACGUAAAGCCUUACGAGAAAAAGAUGAAAUUGAAGAAAAUCCAGCUUAUCAACGAACACGCCCUUCAGCAGCUCAUAGUUCUUCAACAUCUUACGUUCGAACACUUGUAACAUCAACAAAAUAUUAUUCCGAAUUAUCUGAUGAUGAUUUACAAUCUGAAGCAACAAACGCAAGUGUAUCAGAGACACUUAAUGGUGGUAAUUCAACAAUACGAAACAGUGCUGCUGGCGAUUUAAAUAAUGGCAAUCAUUGA